Zymoseptoria tritici IPO323 is the source of this 3444-nucleotide messenger RNA. RefSeq lists its product as uncharacterized. The transcript has 3 exons. Bases 1 to 3444 code for a protein of 1147 amino acids. Gene Ontology annotation, cellular component: P-body; PAN complex. The record is from RefSeq and is a predicted model, not a curated record. Gene Ontology annotation, molecular function: nucleic acid binding; protein binding; poly(A)-specific ribonuclease activity. Lineage: Eukaryota; Fungi; Ascomycota; Dothideomycetes; Mycosphaerellales; Mycosphaerellaceae. Gene Ontology annotation, biological process: nuclear-transcribed mRNA poly(A) tail shortening; mRNA processing.
AUGGAGGCCGACUGGAAUGAGGCCACCCGGAUAGGACUGUCGAGCCCGGUUCACAAUGCUCCGCCAUCUCACCUCAGCGCGUUUGCUUUCGACCCAUUGCAGGAAUUGUUGUGGGCUGGAAACGAGCAUGGCAAAGUGACGUCUUACUACGGCACGGAGUUGCAAAAGUACACAUCGUAUCGAGGACAUGUCAGCAGUGCUCCUCGAGGCGCUCCAGGAAAUGCUCCGAUUAAACAAUUUCUCUUCUGCGACAAGGGUGUGAUCACAGUUUCUUCGAAAAGCAUCCACAUGUCCUCGCGCCGAGGACUUGCACAAUGGCACAUUUCGCAUGCUGGUAUGACCGACCUGCGAUGCAUGAGCUUCACCAGUCGAGACGCCGACGAGCUCGUGGUUGCUGGAUGUCAGUCGCAGAUGUACCGCAUCGAUGUUGAGAAGGGUAUUGUCACCGAGACGAUCACGCCUACGAACCCAAUCCCUUACACCUUGAUGAAAUAUGCCAGUCAACACAUAUGCGCCGCAUCUCACGAUGGGUCUAUUCAUCUUCUGGACCCGAAGACAUUGUCAUCCGUCCACAGUUGGAAGGCAUAUGCUGGCACUGUCAACGAUAUGGACGCGAGAGGGGAUUACCUUUUGACUUGUGGAUGGGCGCAGAUGCAGUAUCAAGGUCUUGCAUUGGAGAGAUUGGUGCGAGUCUUUGACUUGAAAGCUCAAAAGCCGGCUCCUCCAGUUCCAUUUCAGUCCGGUGCGGCGUACGUUCGGCUGCAUCCAAAGCUGACCUCGACAUGCAUCGUUGUAUCGCAAUCUGGACUUAUACAUUCAAUCGACAUACAAAACCCAGACAUGCCCUCAAUGCGAUACGUCAACUCCUUCGAUGUCCAGUUCGCGGGUCUGGAACUCAUGCCUUCUGGAAAGGGAUUUGCUUUGGCGGACAGCAAUUCUGAUUUGGUUCUGUGGGGAUCGCCAUCGAAGCUGCAGUUCACCGAGUACAGCAGACCGACAGAGUUUGCAGAUGCGAGCGGAACAUCGAAACAUCUAGAUUGGUCUAACGACGUGCCUCUCAACAUGAUCGGGAUGCCGUAUUACAGAGAGACCCUGCUUUCUGGUUGGCCAAACAGUCUGCUUCACCAGGUCGGCAUGCCCGCUGCCCGACCAGAUCCGCUCGAGAGCACCUUUCGCACGUUCGACUAUGGUAGAGUUGGGCCAAAUCCGAGGAAGACCCGUCGUAACGAGGCCGCCAACCCAAGAGCCCAACAAAAGCUCGCAGAUCCUCUCGCAGCACCCAAAUUCCUUAGCGAAAAGCCUCGCCCUGAAGAUGCGGCUGAUAAACCUGAUCGACGAAUGAGCGAAGACAUCCUCAAGGCACUGGACAACCUCAAGCUAGACGGUGCAGCUGCUUCGGACGUCAAGUUUCUCUACCGGAUCGUCGAAAUCAAAUACAGCAAAUUCGGAGUGGAAGAUUUUGACUUCCGAUACUACAACAAGACGAAGUAUGCCGGACUGGAGACUCACAUUGUCAACUCCUAUGCGAAUUCGUUGCUACAAAUCUUCCGAUUUACAGCCGUGGCGAGAAAUCUAUCCCUUCAGCAUACUGCGAAAGACUGCAGGCUGGAGAACUGCCUCUUUUGCGAGCUCGGAUUCCUCAUUGACAUGCUGGAGAAAGCAAGAGGGCCGAAUUGCCAAGCGACCAACUUUCUCCGAACACUCAGCAGACAGCCCGAUGCUGCCGCACAAAACGUGCUCGAAGAGGUCUCCACAAACACCCCACUCACCACGAUGAUGCAGAAUUUGAAUCGCUUUCUGAUGCAGCGCAUGGAGGACAACUUCAAAUGGGUCGCGCCAUCUCUAGAUCACUUCCAUCUUGCGUUCGGCACCAUCGGGCUGGACUUCACCCAAUGCGCACACUGCAGCUACGAAAGCCGCAUGGAUAAGGUGUGGUAUAGUCACGAUUUAUAUUACCCACCCAAGCCGAAGCAUCGCAACAUCCGCCAGUACUUCUCACAGAUAUUGAAAGGGUCGAUUGAAAGGCACAGUCAGCACAGGGGAUGGUGUCUACGCUGCAAUGGCUAUAAAGGCAUGGUGUCGCAUCGAGCAAUCCACUGCCUUCCCGCAGUCUUGAUGUUAAACGCCGCCAUAACAACACCGGACUCACGCCAGCUUUGGGGAACUCCAGGCUUCCUCCCCAGAGAAAUCGGCGUCAUCGUCAACAACGGACGCUUCUUCUGCUACGAAGGACAAGACCUGCAACUCCACCUCCAACGGGGCCAAUUUAACAUCACCGUCUACGAACUCGUCGGCAUCGUAGUCGACGUCAAAACCAGCGACAACGAAAAAUCCCACCUCGUCGCCACCAUCGACGUCGGCCUAGCCGACCCGGACCCCACCCAAAAGUCCAACUGGCAUCUCUUCAACGACUUCCUCGUCUCCAAACUCCCUCCAGACGAAGCCCUCCACUUCAACCCUCAAUGGAAACUCCCUUCCGUCAUAACCUACCAAGCCAAAACCCACUCCCACUCCCUCGACUCCACCUGGAAGUCCUCCAUCGACCCCGCAGUCCUCUACCGCAGCCCGACCCAACCCGCCCUCUCCUGCCGCCCUCUCACCCCUUCCACCCCGCUCACCGACCCCUCCACAACCCACGUCGCCAUCGACGCCGAGUUCGUCCGUCUCCUCCGCGAAGAAAUCGAUGUCGACGCUACGGGUUCCCGCCGCAUGACGCGACCUGCCCGCAGCGCUCUCGCUCGCGUCUCCGUUCUGAGGGGUGCAGGCGAGGAUGCAGAACUCCCCUUCAUCGACGACUAUAUCUCCAUCGAGGACCCGAUCGACGACUACCUCACCCGCUACUCGGGCUUGCACGCGGGUGAUCUCACGCCCGGACAAUCCCGCUUCGAACUCGUCUGUCUGAAAGAAGUCUACAAAAAACUCUGGGUGCUGCUCAACCUCGGGGCGGUAUUCAUCGGACACGGCUUAUCCUCCGACUUCCGCAUCAUCAACAUCCACGUCCCCGAAGCGCAAGUCAUCGACACACAAGACCUCUUCUCCCUCGGCUCGCGCGGUCGCCGUAAACUCUCCCUUCGAUUCCUCGCCUGGACGGUGUUGGGGGAGGAUAUCCAGCAGAGUGAAGAAAAGGGACACGACAGUAUUGAAGACGCGAGGACGGCGCUGAAAUUGUGGAGGAAGUAUGAGGAGUUUUUGGAGGCGGGGGUGUUGGAGAGGAUUAUGGAUGAGAUUUGGUUGAAGGGUCGGGCGACGGAUUUUAAGGUGCCGGUUAAGAUGGUUGGAGAGGGAGGGACGCCGAUGUCGAGUGCGCCGGGGACUCCGGCUAGGGGGGCUGUGAGGAUUGGUGGGGUGGAGGGGAGGAGUCCGGCGAAGGGAGGACCCGCGUUGCCGCUCACAUUUGACUUCCUCAUGGCCGAAAAGCGCGAAUGCACCUACAACGAUCGAUGA